AUGUCGAUGAUGAUGGACGUCGGCAAACACGCGAACGCGAGUGGCAAGCCCCCGCCUUACAGCUACUCUCCCACCUCCACAGAGUCCUCGCCCCCGCUCACCCCCGCCCCUCCUCGCAAACGCACACUCUCCACGUCUUCCACCCACAAGACGCGGAACAGAACCCGGUCAUCAUCGUCAUCCGUCGCCGUCGCCGCCGCCUCGUUCCUCUUCACGCCCUCUUCACCCCCCAUCCUCGUCGGGCCACGCACUGGCACCCGUCCGAGUCCCCGCUCCUCCACCACGUCGUCCUCAACGCCCUCCUCUCCUCCCCCAUACCACGCCACUCUCCCACUCCCACUCCCACUCCCCUCGACUUUAAAUUUCUCGACGUAUACAGAUCCGCCACAGACGCCGAGAUCGCGCUCGUCGCCACACCUCGCUAGUUCAAGACCGGGUCAACACUUGCACCUUCGCGCGACUACUACUGACCAACAUCAACACCAACGUUCGCAUCCGAGUUAUAUAGGCGAUACUUCGGACGACGAGCAGGAUAGAGCGGGAGGGAUGAUAUUCACUAGUCCGAGGCGGGUGUACGUCGACGGUGUCGGUGAGGCUUCGGGCAGUGCGACAUCAUUCAGGUCACGGUCCUCGACGACGCAGGCGCUUCUGCAUAGUACCAGUGUGGGUGGAGGAGUGGGUGGUGGGAGUGGGAGUGGGAGUGGUUCGAGGGUGGUGAAGGUGAAGAGUAUUUCGACGAAUCCGGCGCAGCCUUGUGCGGGGGAGACGGAGACGGAGGCAGAUGAACCGUCUCCCCACCUCCCAACAACCCGCCUAACACCCCCCUCCGCCCCCCUCAUCCCUCCCCAACCCCUCCAACACCUCCUCACGCCCCUGCUCUUUCAGGCUUUCAGGUUAUUGUCCGUUGUGCCGGCGUUGUGUGGGGUGGGGUAUAAUUUGUGGUGGGUUUGGUGGGGGGUUGAAGGAGGUGGGGGAGGACAGAAAGGGAGGUUGUCGAGGUUGGAUUUUGCGGUGGCGGCGCUUUGGGCCUCCCUAACAAUCUAUCAAUCCCUCUCCCUAACAACCGGUCUCCUACACCGCUGGCGCCUCUACUACUCCCCCCUCUCCACCCUCAUCCGUCUUCUCGCCCUCCAAGCGAUCUGCUGGCCCGCCACCCAUUUUACGUUAAGUUGGUUGGAGGUGGGGAAGAGACCGGUGGUGUGUUGGGCGGUGGUGGGGAGUACGACUUGUGUGAGUAGGAGUGUGCAGAUUUGGGUGGUUAGUAAUUUGUGGUGGGAGGUUGGGGGGGAGGGGGCGGGUCCUCUAGGCUGGAAACGACGCACCCUUGGCGGGCGAUGGGGAGGGAGGCGAUGGGACUGGCCAGAGGUUAUUAGGGAGUGUGCGGUGCCGAUGGGGGUGUGUUAUUUUGUUAUGGCGUGGGUGGAGGUGGUGAGGAGGGAGUGGGAGGGGUGUUGAUGUUGAGUUGAUUAUGGAUGGUUGAGAGGGUAGGGGAUCGGAUAUUGGAGUUGGGGUUGGGAGAGGAAGAUGCGGGAGGAAGAUGCGGGAGGGUUGGUGUAGAUUGGAUGGAUGGAUGGAGGGAGGGAGGGAUGGAUAAGGAGAUAUAUGCGCGUUCUAUUGAUUUUUUAUUGUAUUCUAUCUACAUACACCGAGUCGUCUGUUCCCUUUUUUCUUUUCCUUUUGUUUGUUUGUUUGGUCUCAGUCUGUUCGUCGUUGCUUUCGUCUUUUCGCUCUUCUUUUAACUACCUACCUACCCAUUCACAGGCUUACACACUUACAGGCUUACAUGCUUCCUACUGCUUAACGCAAUUUUCGACUCGCCGAUGAUGGACAUAUACCUAUACAUGAUUACAUCGCUAUCCG
Messenger RNA from Stereum hirsutum FP-91666 SS1, 1860 nucleotides. RefSeq lists its product as uncharacterized. The transcript has 4 exons. The coding region runs from base 1 to 1455 and encodes 484 amino acids. Lineage: Eukaryota; Fungi; Basidiomycota; Agaricomycetes; Russulales; Stereaceae. The record is from RefSeq and is a predicted model, not a curated record. Gene Ontology annotation, biological process: protein N-linked glycosylation; cellular response to oxidative stress. Gene Ontology annotation, cellular component: endoplasmic reticulum membrane.